Molecule: messenger RNA, 887 nt
Organism: Macrobrachium nipponense
Lineage: Eukaryota; Metazoa; Arthropoda; Malacostraca; Decapoda; Palaemonidae
Product: glutamate-gated chloride channel alpha-like
Exons: 5
Coding region: 1-648 (215 amino acids)
Biological process (GO): chloride transmembrane transport; regulation of membrane potential; signal transduction
Cellular component (GO): synapse; plasma membrane; neuron projection
Molecular function (GO): excitatory extracellular ligand-gated monoatomic ion channel activity; transmitter-gated monoatomic ion channel activity involved in regulation of postsynaptic membrane potential; chloride channel activity
Source: RefSeq, a predicted model, not a curated record
AUGUACACUCUGGACGACAUCGAGAUGGGAUGGCUGGCAAAUGGCCUCAUCGUGGACCCGGCAGUCGAAGACAAACUCUCAAAUUUCGAGUUCGAAUUCGUGUCUUCGAACGCUACCAAGUGCGACUGCUACGAAUGCAUACCCCCCAUCGCGCCCUGCGUCAGGGCGAAUCUCAUACUGUCGAGGAAAGCCCUUGGGCAUCUGUUGGCCACUUUUCUUCCCUCCGGGCUCUUCGUCGCCGUGUCUUGGGCAUCCCUCUUUUGGCCGGCAGAUGUCAUCCCAGGUCGCACAGUUCUUGUCAUCACUUCUUUGCUCACUCUGGUAUCGAUGCAUACAGCUGUCAGGCAGUCGAGUCCGGAAACGAGUUAUAUAAAGGCAGUCGACAUAUGGAUGUUCAUGUGCAUCGUGCUCUCCAUCCUGAUACUUUUCGAGUAUGGUCUCGUUCUCAUCUUCAGGAAGUACAAGCCUUUUCAGUCGGCUUUGAGGACUGUGCAGCAGCCAGUUGCAAUCAAAAGCGGCGAGAGCAAAAGGGGAGCGACUCCCAUCGCGCAAGUCAACCACGAAGACCGAAUAGAGAAAGUCACAAGGAUAUUGAUACCUGUCCUUUUCCUGCUCUUCAAUUUCGUCUACUGGCCACAUUAUUUAUAAAUCUGCCCUCACAGAGGAGACUGAGAAAGGAGGACAAACUCAUUAUUGGGUGAAAGCAUUAAACAUUUAAUUGGAUGCCAAUUCCUUUUUCAACUGACUUUGCGUCUCUACCUGAGACAGGCGGGAGGGAUGCUCUGUGACGAAGAAACCGUCCUGGCACAAGGCCAUCUUCAACAGCAGUAAACGAUAACGUGAAUCUUGCGUCCAACAUCUGAAGUAUUCCAUAAUUCAUAUUCUCU